AUGAAAAGAGAUGAUGAUAAAAGCAAAAUUAAACGUCAACCAAAACGUAAUAGUAAUAUACAAAUUAAAAGAAAUCUUAAAGAUGAAACACAAUUACAAACAGCAUGUAUUGAUGGUGAUAUUGAUAAAGUUAAAGAAUAUCUUGCAGCAAAACAUCCAGUAAAUGUACGUGAUAAUUGUGGCUGGACACCACUUCAUGAAGCAACAAAUUUUGAUUACAUUGACAUUGUUAAAUUACUAAUAAAACAUGGAGCAGAUGUUAAUGAUCCUGGUGGUGCACAAUGUGGAGGUAUAACACCAUUACAUGAUGCUGCAGCAUGUGGGCAUACAAUUAUGAUUAAUUUACUUAUGGAAAACGGUGCUGAUCCAAGAUUGGUAACAGACAAAGAUGAAACAGUUUUAGAUUGUCUUGUUGCUUGGCGUGAAAGAGUUAAAAAUUUAUCACAAUACGAUGAGAAUGAAUACAAAAAAAUAUGUGAUAAGCUGAGAUUAAUAUUACCAUCAAAAUUACUGAAUAAUAAAAAAUCUAAUGAUAAUGAAUUGGCUGUAGCACAACCAAGAUUAUUUCCAUCAAUUAUUGAUCAUGAAGAUCCAGAUGAUUUGAAAUUAUCAAAUGACGAUGAGCCAGUUGAUACAAAAGAUGCUGAUUGGAGAAAUUUUGCAUGGAUAUAA
Messenger RNA from Aphidius gifuensis, 672 nucleotides. Its product is annotated as tonsoku-like protein. NCBI's taxonomy places the organism in Eukaryota, Metazoa, Arthropoda, Insecta, Hymenoptera, Braconidae. The record is from RefSeq and is a predicted model, not a curated record. The coding region runs from base 1 to 672 and encodes 223 amino acids. Gene Ontology annotation, molecular function: protein binding. The transcript has 2 exons.